AUGCCUGGUGGAGAAUCUACAGCUUCCAGCUCUGAUCCAUGUUAUGAUUACACCACUCUUGAUGAAUACUGGAGAGACAUACGGCAAAGCCCAUAUGAAUAUUAUGAAAAUGAUGACAACCUUGUUGAAUGGAGUGGCUGGUAUCGGCUGUAUCUGAAUGGAGAAAGUGCCCAGAUGUCUGAGUGGUGUGUGAGUCAUAUGAGAUGUGGUGGUGAAACUGGACUGUAUCUCAACGACUCUCAUCCAACACUUGAGGAUGGAGUGGUGACCCUUGAAGUCAUGGGAAGUAAUUCGUUGUGGAGUUGGGAUUGGUGGUGGUGGGCGCCUUCCUCUCAGUGUGGCGACUACACAUCCACUUCCAUCCAAGUCAAAGCCUGUCCAGGAGAUUAUUACGUCUAUGAAUUCGUCAAACCCAACAUAUCAUCCCCUGGGCCGACAUAUUGUGCAGUUUCUUUCAGCAACAUCAGCAGUGAUCCCUGCUACAACUAUGAGUCUCUGGAUCGUCCCUGGAGAGCCACCAAUGAAAGUGGAGAUUACAUUUGUGAUGAAUCUUUCUCCUGGAAUGGCUGGUACCGGCUUUUCUACAAUGGAAUGAACAUCGAGAUGUCAGAGACCUGUAUUAGUUCAUACAGCUGUAACACAGAAUAUAAUCUGUGGCUCAAUGGUCCUCAUCCUCAGAUAGAGGAUGGAGUGGUGACCAGAGAGGUCUGUGGAGGAUCUUAUUGGGGUGGCUGUUGUGAUUACAAGACAAAACCCAUCAGAGUGAAGCUGUGUCCAGGCAAUUAUUACGUCUAUGAACUUGUGAAUCCACAAUUCUGGUGUUCAGGAUACUGCACAGAUGAUAACACCAUUUCAUGGCCGAUUUCCACUGUAAAUCCAGAUAUAAUCACUGGACCCAGCAUCACCUUGAAUUAUGAGCCGUGCAAUAACUACAACAUACUAGACAACUACUGGAGAAGCACAUUCAAUUACUGGUCUAUGUAUGGAUACAUCUCUGAUCAUGAUGACACUCGUGUUGAAUGGGAUGGGUGGUAUCGACUCUUCAUUGAUGGAUCAAGUGCUCAGAUGCCUGAGUGGUGUAUGUCUUACAUGUCAUGUGGAGGUUUUAGUUCACUGUAUCUUGGUGGCUCUCAUCCUCGGCUAGAAGAUGGUGUUGUUACACGUGAAAUUUAUGGCUCUCGCCAUGAUCAAUGCAGUUACUACAGAUCCGAACCAAUCCAAGUCAAAGCUUGUCCUGGAGAUUAUUAUGUCUACAAAUUUACCAGACCAACUCUUUCGAUCCCAGUUCCUGUAUAUUGUGCAGUACCUUUCAGUACCCCAAGUGUUGAUCCCUGCUACAACUACACCAGUCUGGAUGAGCCUUGGAGAGCCACUGACAAUCCUUAUAACAACUAUUACUACUAUGGCAUGUGUGAUUAUAAUGUGGAGUGGAAUGGCUGGUACAGGCUGUUCUACAAUGGCCAGAAUGCCCAGAUGCCAGAAUCAUGUGUUAAUUUUGGUAUGUGUGGCUCUUAUGAGCCUCUGUGGCUCGGCGGCCCUCAUCCACAGCUGGAAGAUGGAGUGGUCACCCGUCAGGUCUGUGUCUCCUCAUGGGAUGGCUGCUGUACUUACACGUCCCACCCUAUACGAAUCAAAUCCUGUCCUGGAAAUUACUAUGUUUAUGAAUUUGUGAAGCCACCUUUUUGUGGAGAUUACUGUGUAGAAGCCACAAGUCAGUCCUUCACAUCAGUGUCUACAACAACAGAGACAAUUCCACCCAUAGAAUCCAUUACUACACCAAUCACAACCACUGCUCCCCCUGUUGACCCCUGCUACAACUACAAUGUCCUGGAUGAUUCAUGGAGAUCCACCAACAAUCAACAUUCCUCUCAACUAAUGUGUGACGCUUGGUUCAGCUGGAGCGGCUGGUACCGUCUCUUCAUUCAGGAUCAGAGCGUUCAGAUGCCUGACACAUGUGUUGAAGAGUAUAGUUGUGGCACUCAUGCUCCACUCUGGCUGAACGGAGGACAUCCAACAGUUGAGGAUGGAGUGGUCACUCGAGAUGUCUGCGGUCACUGGGACAAUAACUGCUGCCAUUUCCAAUCCAACCCCAUUAAAGUUAAAGCCUGUCCAGGAGAUUAUUAUGUCUAUGAGUUUGUGAGUCCAACUACCUGCAGUUUGGCAUACUGUGCAGAUGCGUGGAACUUAAACAAUACCUACACUACGACAGAGACAAACACAACCGCAGAAACUGUAGCCGAAACCACAGUGACUGUUAAUAGAAAUCCCUGUUCUGAACUCAGCUGCUCUGAGGAUGAAAAGUGCGGGAUGAAAAAUGAUGUUUAUGGCUGUUUGUGUGAAAAUGACCAGCAUCACGACUCUUUCGACUUCUCAGAGACCUGUGAAAGCAGCUCUGGCUCCAUAUCUGUGUCUCGCUGUCAGCUCUUUGAGGCUGGUUUUCCAGCAGACGUCUUACACCUCAAUGAUCUCAACUGCAAAGGAACGGUCCGGAAUGGCAGAGUGGAAUUCCAUUUUGAUAACAAUGAACACAUCUGUGGCACAAAUCUUGUGGCCAACGGCACCCACUUCAUCUACAGUAACUUUAUUCUGGGGACACCGAGGAAAGAAGGUCUCAUCAGCAGAGAGAAAAUCCUUAAGCUUUCUUUCAGCUGUGUUUAUCCUCAAACACAAACACUUUCCAUGAAUGUAGAAAUCAACCCACUGGAGAGCAUUGUGCACGAAACCCUCCCUGGUGAAGGCAGAUAUCAGGUUCGGAUGACUCCAUAUGAGGAUGAUGAGUUUACCCGGCCCUUCACUGGUAGAGUGGAUGCAAAGCUCGAGCAGAAGAUGAAUGUGGAAGUUCGUGUUGAGGGGGUUGACAGCCGUCAGUUUGCCCUGGUGAUGGACACGUGUUGGGCUACACCUGUGAAUGAUCCUGAUUACAGUCUCCGCUGGGAUCUCAUCGUCACAGAGUGUCCCAAUCCAAAUGAUGACUCAGUGGAGCUGCUGCAGAACGGUGUCUCGACAUCCAGCCGUUUCUCCUUCAGGAUGUUCAUCUUCACUGAAAACUCCACUAAGCUUUACCUGCACUGUGCUGUUCACCUUUGCCUUCUGUCAAGCAAUAGCUGCUCCUCAGACUGUAACUCUGGACACCAGCGGAGAGAGGGCAGGUCUCUGGACUUCCAUGACAGCGCUUCCAUAUCCAUUGGUCCUCUGACGAUGUCUGAAGGGAACACAGAUAAGUGGGUCCCAGAUCAAGUGAAGGUAUCUGAGGCUUCUUGUCUGUGUGCUUCUCUGAUGCUGUUACUUGUUCCUCUGAUGAGUGUCCUGACCCUCUUUUCUUAAAACACACACACACACACACACACACGCAAAAACAGAUUUUUUUUUUUUUUUGUGGCAUUUUAAUUAAUGUGACACUGAUGCCACACUGGUUUUGGGUUUUUGUUUCCUUAUUUGAUGUGGACUUAGUCUAUUUACCUACACUCAUAAAAACAAUGAUAUAAUCAUUUACAUGAAUUGCUAUUUACUACAUUUAUCUUAUUUUACUAAAGAAGAUGUGCUACAGUAACAAAUACAGUCAGAUUCAUGUUUAUUCAAAUCAUGUGAAAAAAACAUUAAAAAUGCCAUUCAUGUUGUAUUGUUCCUUUCAGUUCUGUAACUUUUAAUUGCAGUGAAAAAAAAAAUCCAAACCUGACUGUCGAGUUUGACUAAAAAAAAGAAAGAGAUAAAGUCACUGUGCUGUAGUUCAGAGAAUGGACACGUUUAUAGAUGCCAAGCCUGUUAUGUACAUAAAGGGUCAAUCAACUAAAAACCAAGUAAAAAAUCUUGGGGUGUUUCUGGAGACAGACCUUAGUUUUAGUAGUCAUGUCAAAGCAGUAACUAAAUCAGCAUACUAUCAUGCCUUUAUCACCAGCAGGGUGUAUUAUUGUAAUGGUCUCAUCACCGGCCUUCCAAAGAAGACCAUUAGACAGCUGCAGCUCAUCCAGAACGCUGCUGCUAGGACUCUGACUAGAACCAGAAAAUCUGAGCAUAUCAUACCAGUCCUCAGGUCCUUACACUGGCUUCCAGUUACAUUUAGGAUUGAUUUUAAAGUACUGUUACUUGUUUAUAAAUCUCUCAAUAGCCUAGGACCUAAAUACAUUGGAGAUAUGCUCACUGAAUAUAAACCUAACAGACCACUCAGAUCAUUAGGAUCGAGUCAGUUAGAAAUAACAAGGGUUUACACAAAACAAGGGGAGUCCGCUUUUAGCCAUUAUGCUGUCCACAGUUGGAACCAGCUUCCAGAAGAGAUCAGAUGUGCUAAAACAUUAGCCACAUUUAAAUCCAGACUCAAAACUCAUCUGUUUAGCUGUGCAUUUAUUGAAUGAGCGCUGUGCUACGUCCAAACUAAUUGCAUUAUGUACAAUCAUUUUCUAUUCUUAAAUGUUUUAAAUUCUUUUUAAAUCAAUUUUUAAAUCACUUUGUUUUUAUUGUUGUGAUUAUUAUUAUUUUAAAUUCCUUGUUAUGAAUUACCACUGUGUAUGAAAUGUGCUAUAUAAAUAAACUUGC
Messenger RNA from Onychostoma macrolepis, 4530 nucleotides. RefSeq lists its product as uncharacterized. Bases 1 to 3324 code for a protein of 1107 amino acids. Gene Ontology annotation, cellular component: cell surface; apical plasma membrane. Gene Ontology annotation, biological process: neutrophil migration. The record is from RefSeq and is a predicted model, not a curated record. Lineage: Eukaryota; Metazoa; Chordata; Actinopteri; Cypriniformes; Cyprinidae. The transcript is spliced from 16 exons.